This is a messenger RNA of Fopius arisanus, 2356 nucleotides long. RefSeq lists its product as uncharacterized. The transcript is spliced from 10 exons. The record is from RefSeq and is a predicted model, not a curated record. The coding region runs from base 124 to 2190 and encodes 688 amino acids. NCBI's taxonomy places the organism in Eukaryota, Metazoa, Arthropoda, Insecta, Hymenoptera, Braconidae.
UCUCAACAAUUUCGAUUGAUAUUUUGUUUCCGGUAAUAAUUGCGGGACAUCCUGGUCCAUUUAUUUCCGUUGUGUUCACAAUUCAAGGGAGAAGUUAUGGCUGUCUGAGGAUUUUUGGAAACAAUGAGUAAUUAUCAGUUCAUCGUUUUUUCAGAGAAAGGUCAGAAUGGGAUAAAGUCGAAAGAGGUUUCGAGGUCAUCAUCAUCGGAGAUUGUUCCUCCCUCGAGUCCAAAACAGCUGAUCACUCCUCCAGAUGAAAACACCCACCCACACCGUCGGGAUUCAAAGAAACAAAUUCGGAUUGAACCGAGUGGUUCGCGCAGACGCGAAAUUCCCGGGGAUGAUCUCCAUGCUCAUCAGCAGUAUCAACAGGAUUCCGGGGACAACGCAGGCGCAUCGAAACGUGGCGGGAAAUCAACGAGUGGAAAAGCUAAAAUACCAAGACCAGCGAAUGCUUUCAUGCUCUUCGCUAAUCACUGGAGGAAAAAACUCGCUGCUGAUAAUCCUAGGGAGUCUAACAAGGACAUCAGCGUUAGAUUGGGGACACUCUGGAAGGGACUCAAUAAAUCGGAGAAGGAGAAGUAUUUUGCACUUGCUCGGGAAGUCGAUGCUGAACACAAACGGAAAUAUCCUGAUUACGUAUACAAUCCGAAGGAAGCCCGAUUGCGGAAGGCAAUGCGCGAGCAGAACCGCGAAUUAUCGAGGCAGUCGGUUUUAUCAGCGCCAAUUUCAACCCCCGACAAUUCAACAAGCAACACCGGCAGCAAUUCUACACCAGUCUCAACGAAUUUUGUUAAUCUAUCAAUGACGUGUUCAUCAACACCACCAACCGCCCAGAGUGGCUCAUCAUUGCCUGGAAAUUCCUCGUACAAUUCUGGAAGGAUCAAUCAAUGGUUUCCCAUCAGUCAUUCAACACCUGCUGAUCAUGUUAAACAGAUGAUCCCUUACAGAAUGAUGCAGGCCCACCAGCGGACCUUCGACAAGACAAAAGAGAUUUUGAGAAAGCAGUCGUCCCUGUCGGAGUGUGCAGGGGCUUUUCCCCCAUCGACUUGUUAUCCAGGUGAUUUUUCUCUUCACGUGUCCACCCAGCCAUCAAGAAUUUCCCCGGUUGGCAGUGAAACACGUACCAAUGGAACUGGCCUCGAGAGCAACGAUUACUGCGGCAUUGGGGAAUUUACGGACGGCCAGAAGUGGCAUCCUUACCAGAGCGCUCCGACAACCUACCACUCGCGCAGUGGACCAAUGACGAAAAUAUCCACUCGUCAUGCCAUGCAAAAUGUCAACACUGUUAAUUCUCAUGUACAGGGGCCAUGGAAUCAAUUUUGCGGAGUGCCAAUGUCCCCAAUGGCUGCGCAGAAUCCUCUGAUCCGUAGCCCAAGGCACAUGGUACAGGUCCAAGACCAGGAACGACACUGUUUUCCCGAUGAACUUCCUCUGCCCUACGUCACCAAUAAAAUGGAUUUGCCGCCAAGAAUGCCACCGAACUACCCCCAAUCGACUUAUCGGGAAAAAUGCAUUGACGACACCUCGAGGUGGCAGGGUGGAAAUCCAGAGGCUCCAGUCAACCAUUCAGUGAUGCAGGGAGAGGCGCAGGUCGAGGAGGUGCAGAACGAACCGAAGACGGAGUCUAAUGAUUAUGAUGAUGACGAAGGUGAGAAGCCGGAGAUGCCAUCGGUACAGCCUCUACCUGGUUUUCAUCAGGCUUUUGGAUCCACGGAAAUCGGGAGAUUCUCCAGAUCCGAAUUCUUUGCCAAUAUGGUCAGUGAGAAUGGAAGUCUAAUCCCUGAAGGUUAUUUCUUCCCAUCCAUGAUCCCUUACCCUCAUAAAAAGCCGUCGGCGGAAGAAACUCCGGCGCCUAACGAUUGCUACUGGAUCGGACCCAUCCUUGGAUUUCCAAUGGCUAACAUAACAAAUCCUUCGAAAUGUCCCACGUACAUGGAAUUACCCCCUCGCAUAAAUCGCGAUUGGAUGUUCCCCACUAGGUUGAUGCCCCAGGAUCAUGCCCCGAUGAUGGAGAGGCCCGAUUUUCUAUUUCACGAGGGCUAUCCCCGUUUCAAUAUUCCCGAACGAGUGCACUUUAAGGAGCGACAAGUUCAAUCAGAGAUUCAAACGAGAACCAGAGCAAGUGAAUCUGGUGAACGCCCGGAAACGGAAGAUGACGAUCAGUUAAUUAAUGUAGACGAUGAUUAAUGAAGAUUUCGAUAAACAAAACGAAAGGGGAAGCCCAUUCCAUCGAUUAACAAAAUAAUAAACCCCCAAGACUUGAAGGAUUCAUCCCUUACUCAAAUGAAAAAAGAAAACAAUUUUCCCAUUUUUAAUUACUCGAAGAUAUGACUGUGAGAAUAAUGAAGAAUAA